Leptosia nina is the source of this 588-nucleotide messenger RNA. Lineage: Eukaryota; Metazoa; Arthropoda; Insecta; Lepidoptera; Pieridae. The record is from the annotation of a GenBank genome assembly.
AUGGAAAGUAUAGGAGGGGGGGUCUACCUGGGCGGGGCUAAUCGAGAGCAACAGGUCACUCUGAUCAAUACGGAUGCUGAGCUGGCUCAUGCGCGCAACAUCUCGGCAGCCAUGCGCCGUGUGCUGCUGCUAGCGCUGUCAUUUUUCACUCAAGGCGAGAGUGAUCUGCUCCGAGACAGCGUGCAUGUAACAUCGGCAGCAGCAAGACCCAACAAUGAGCUUUGGUGUUACAAAUGCCACGCAGAUGUCCCAGAUGACAAGUGCGCCGAUUUACGCCAUAACAACUCGGCUCUUAUACACAAGUGCAAUAAUGAUAGGCGAGUGUGUAUGGUCAAGCGUUUCUCGUAUACAACAUCCACGGAAAACUCGACGACUGCUCUGAAGAUGUGGGCACUUGAACGGAAUUGUACAAAACAUUGUGAACCUGGUUGCAUCGUGAUUGGAGAAAGAACCAAACUAUACGCUUGCACCUCCUGUUGCACCACGUCGCUGUGCAAUUAUGGAUCUUGUGGAAUGACCCACUUCUUACACGGCACUAUCCUGACACUUUCUCUUAUGAACUUGAACAAAUAUAUCAUUAAUAGUUAG